AUGGCUGGUUCCGCUUCCGCGGCCGCGCUGGCGCCGUCGAGCCCGCAGGCCGCAACGGGAGAAGGCGAGCAGAACUCCACCUCGAGGCCGGCGGUCAAGUCACCGACGCCGCCGCUGCAGAUCCAGCCGGGAACGCUGUGUCCUCACCGAAAAUGCCAACUUCGUCUCGCGUGGGGUGAGUAUUUCCAUUUCCCCUCUUCUUUAUCUGUUGUGGUGCUUUGCUUCCUCCUCCCCAUACUAUGGGACGCCGCCGCUGCCGUCGCUGCAAAAGGUAAAGCAAUGGUUGGAAAGGGCCGCCGUCCACUGCAGGCACGCAUAAACAGCAAACGAAGCCGUCUCGCCAUUGAAGGAGCACCUGCACCGAAGACUCCUCCUUCCUCCAUCCUUCAGAAGUUUAAAUCAAUGGGUUGUCAUGUUGAACUUGUAAUCCUUGCCAUUGGAGAUGCCCUUGAUGAACUUGUAAUCCUUGGCAUUGGAUUAGCACUUCAUGUGAAAUCGGGUCUGUGUCACCCGAUGGGUACCCGUCACCCACACGGGUGCCGAGUCUGGGGGAAAUCUAGACCCGAGACGGGUGAUGGGGGCGGGUGA
This is a messenger RNA of Striga asiatica, 588 nucleotides long. Lineage: Eukaryota; Viridiplantae; Streptophyta; Magnoliopsida; Lamiales; Orobanchaceae. The record is from the annotation of a GenBank genome assembly.